Messenger RNA from Cryptomeria japonica (Japanese cedar), 3671 nucleotides. Its product is annotated as 30-kDa cleavage and polyadenylation specificity factor 30. Gene Ontology annotation, cellular component: nucleoplasm. Gene Ontology annotation, biological process: regulation of mRNA splicing, via spliceosome; mRNA splicing, via spliceosome. NCBI's taxonomy places the organism in Eukaryota, Viridiplantae, Streptophyta, Pinopsida, Cupressales, Cupressaceae. The record is from RefSeq and is a predicted model, not a curated record. The transcript has 7 exons. Bases 1005 to 3188 code for a protein of 727 amino acids. Gene Ontology annotation, molecular function: N6-methyladenosine-containing RNA reader activity; metal ion binding; mRNA binding.
ACGCAUCUUUUGGCCUAUCGGACGGGGCACUAUGAAACAAUUGUGUUUCCGAUCGUCCAAACUGACAAAACAUUCAGUGAAAUUCACAUCCGCGUCAAAUAUACCCGAAAAAACUCGUUGGAGAGGGUUUUGAGUCUCCAGACUGCGCCGCAAACUCUAAGGUAGAUUCAGAAGGAUCAGGGACACCAGAUUUCCUAUGCUCGUUAGCAAGAAUCGGAGUAUUGAGUUUUUAGUGGUUCUAAAGAGAUCAAAAUCGCUGAAAACGGUGAACGACUGCGGCAUAAAUCUUGGAAAAUGGGUCUGGUAAAGAAAUAGAUAUUAUAAUAUCAGAGAUGGAGCUGUCGGAGCUCGGAUUGGGUCGGAGAACUUUCCCAUGGGUGUUUUAGCCGCCAUUUUGACGAAUGCUGUAAGAGUUUCUGCCGUUAGGGAAUAUUUUCUGAGCGGAGAAAAAGAGCUUGAAAUUUUGGCUGCGGUCUGAGUAGGACAAAAAAUAAUUCUUUUGGAAACGAAAGAAUUUAAUUUUUUUGAGCGGCUUCGAUUUUAGGGUUAGGGCUUUGGAAAUAUCUGUAUUUGGGCAGAGAAAAGAGAUUGGAAGAUUUUGCAUUGGCACUAGUAUUUCAAAUGGAAGAGGUUUCCAGAAACAAAACUACUGGGAAACAUUGAAGAAACUAGUCUGUUUCUGGAUUAGGAUUAAGGAUACUGGAGCGCUUUUUCGAAGGGAGAAAAAGAGCUUGAAAAUGCUUUGAUCCAUCCCGAACACAACGUACACAAUCCUUGUAGAAAUGAGAUCGCCAAAAGAAAAUUAGAAGACAAUUGUAUUGGUUUGAAAGUGGGUUAGGGGAGCCUAUUUUAAGCGCGGAGAUAAAGAGAUUGACAUUUUUUGUACAUCCCCGUCUUUCUGGAAAAAGUUUGAAUAAAAUCAAGCUGCUUUGGAGUUAGGGUUAGAUACAGGGAUUGGGGUUAAAUGAAGGACUAAUAAGGAUUAGAAAUAGUUUUUUAGUGCGAUGGAGGAUCCAGAGGGGGGCCUGAGUUUUGAUUUUGAGGGUGGAUUGGAGACAGGGCCUAAUUCUAGCAAUCCCCCAGUUUUGGGGAGCUCUCUGAAUUCAAGUGAUAUAAAUCUCGGGGCUCCUUCAAUUUUGACACCAGCUGCUAAUAGGCCAGCAGCUCAGUCUGGGAGCAGGAGUUUCAGACAGACAGUUUGCAGACACUGGCUCAGGAGCUUGUGUAUGAAGGGAGAGUCUUGUGGGUUUCUGCAUCAGUAUGAUAAGAGCAGGAUGCCAGUCUGUCGGUUCUUUGCACGGUAUGGUGAAUGCCGGGAGCCGGACUGUGUCUACAAGCACAGCAAUGAUGAAAUUAAGGAGUGUAACAUGUAUAAACAUGGAUUCUGUCCAAAUGGACCUGAUUGUCGAUAUAGGCACCAAAAGAUGCCUGGUCCACCUCCAGCUGUAGAAGAAGUUUUCCAGAAGCUUCAGCAGUGGGCGACAGUGACAAAUGGUUCCUACCCAAACAGAUAUCCUCAGCAUAGGCAAAACAAUUAUCAUCAUCAAGCAGAAAAGACUCAGCCUUCGCCUAAUGCUUCACAGAGACCGCUAGGAAGUUCACCUUCAGGUGAUGAGCCUAAGAAUCAGCAGCAGCAACGGACACAACGUCUGCCACAGCAUCAGACAAAUCAGAGUCAAGGGCAGCCAGUGAACCCUUCAGCAAAUGGAUUCUCAAAUCAAUCGAAUGUUGGAUCUGCUGCCUUGCCGCUGCCACAAGGACUUUCUAGGUAUUUUGUUGUGAAGAGUAGCAAUAAAGAGAAUUUGGAACUUUCUGUACAACAAGGAAUGUGGGCAACCCAACGAAACAACGAGGCAAAGCUUAACGAAGCCUUUGAUUGUUGUGAUAAUGUUAUUCUUAUAUUCUCAAUCAACAGAACUCGUCAUUUUCAGGGAUGUGCAAAGAUGACUUCUAAAAUUGGAGGAUUUGUUGGUGGAGGGGGUUGGAAGCAUGCACAUGGAGCCGCACAUUAUGGUCGAAACUUCAGUCUUAAAUGGUUGAAGCUUUGUGAAUUAUCAUUUCACAAAACUCGGCAUUUGAGGAAUCCAUACAAUGAAAAUUUGCCUGUAAAGAUUAGUCGUGAUUGCCAAGAAUUAGAGCCUUCUAUAGGGGAGCAAUUAGCUUCUUUGCUUUAUCUGGAGCCUGAUAGUGAGCUUAUGGCCAUUGCAUGUGCUGUUGAAUCCAAACGUGAAGAAGAAAAGGCCCAAGGCGUGAAUGCAAUCCCCAGGAAUGAAGAUCCAAACAUAGUUCCUUUCGAAGAUAACGAUGACGAUCAGGAUGAUGAUGAGAGUGAUGAAGAAGAAAGCUCAAGCCAUUCACUUGGUGCAAGCCAAGGCAGAGGGAGGGGAAGAGGAAUGAUGUGGCCUCCACAUGGCCCAAUGGCAAGGGCUGGUAGAGGUUUGGUAGGGUCAAAUCCGAUGGGUUUCUAUCCUGUAAUGAUUGGUGAUGGCUAUGGCUUUGAUAGAUUUGGGAUGGGUCCAUCAGAAGGAUUUGCCAUGCCAGAAAUGUUCAAUGCAUCAGCUGGUCCCAGUCAGGGCUUUCCACCUUACAGUCAUGCAGGUCCAAGGUUUGGUGGAUCUGAGUACGGGGCUGGCUCCAAUCCUGGAAUGAUCUUCCAUGGCAGAGCUCCCCAACCUAAUGGAAUAUUCCCUCAUGGUGGUGCAAGGAUGAUGGCUCCAGGUCCAAAUGGGAUGAUGGGAGGAGCUGGAAGGCUUCACUUUAUGGGUGGAUCCGGUGUAGUUGGGAAUUCAAACAGACCAUCAGGGAUGCCAUUUCGCCCCCCUCAAAGUGGGAAUAGUGGUAGAGGUCGGAGAGAUCACAGGAGGCGCAGGAAUGAGCAUAAUACAAGUACUGACCGAUUACAAUUAGGCAUGGAUCAAAGGGUGACUGGAAAGUCUCAGCAGACACGACCAACAGGUGAAGCAUCAGAAACUGAGCCAUCACGACAUCAACAGCACAAUGGAUUCAGGAUAAAUAGUUAUGCUGUAACUAAUGAUGAUGACAGUGAAAGUGAAGAUGAGGCUCCUCGAAGAUCUAGGCAUGGGGAGAGCAAGAAAAAAAGGCGUGACUGGGAUGGGGAAGAAGAGGAUCAGGCUGAUCAUUGGGAGCUGCCAUUCACAGGGGUUGAACCUGAAGAGAAUGGAUAUUAAGAUGAAUUUGACUUCCUUUUGACUUGCAGUUGAAUAGGACAAAUAUAAUUUAGCUUGGCUAAUGCUUGACCUAUAGAUGAGUUGCAUACCUUCAAUGAGAUAAUUGAGUUUUUUGAUAAUCAAAGAUUGAAGUUCAGAGCUGGUAUUUGUAACUGAUCUUAAGCCGCAAUUUUGCAGCAUGUAAUUUGAUUGGUUCAUUCUACUUCUACUCUAAAAACAAUUUAAUAAAAUCCCCAAAAUUGAACUCAUAGAGAUUGAUAGCUCAUACAGAGAUUUGAGAAUGUGUAACAUAGAAAUUAGCCCUCGGAAUUUGGGGGAAUUUGUGAUAGAAAUAGGGUGGUUGCUGAACUGGAAACCCAGGGAAAUGCCUCAGCCAAUCAUCUUGUACAUGUAUUGUUAGUUUUUAGUAGUGGGUUAAGUUGUAUACUCUCUUUCAAGAUUUGAAACUUAAAAUGGAAAAUGUCACCAUGGCAAUUUUUCUCA